Molecule: messenger RNA, 2196 nt
Organism: Sclerotinia borealis F-4128
Lineage: Eukaryota; Fungi; Ascomycota; Leotiomycetes; Helotiales; Sclerotiniaceae
Source: the annotation of a GenBank genome assembly
AUGGCUACAAGAUACAAAGUACCAACAGUUGAAUCAAUCAUCGAAGAUUCCGAAGAUGAAUCAAGGGACGAUGUAAGGGGUACCGAACAAGAAUGCCAGUCGAGAAUAACUCGUCGUCAACAUCGCUCCAUUCACGAUUCUAACAUGUCGUCUUCACCUACAAAAGCAAAUAUUAGUAGGGAAAGAGAUAGAUCGCGAAGGAUGCAUAAAUCUACUCCAAGUGGUGGUGGUGGCAGACAUUCUGCAUCAAAACCGAAACCCAAGAGUACAAAUGCGAAGCGCCCAAGUGGAUCAUCUUUAAAAGGAAAUGAAAUCGAGGGGCAACGUCUUCGUCAAAAGCCUACACAACCGAACCGAAAUUCAAGCUCAUCAUCAUCAUCGUCAUCAAGUUCUUCCGAUGAAGAGGAACAUGUACCUGAUCACAAAUCGAUCCUUGCAGCUUCAAGAGCAAAAUUAACAUCACCAUCCAUGAUAUCGAACUUAACAUCUUUAACUUCGACAACAAAUAAAUCUAGUAGCUCAAGUGGUAGUAAUUCGACGGUAACUCAAGCUUCUAUCACGAAACGAUCAUCUUUCGGAAAUGAAAAUGAGUCUAAAAUAGAGCCUCUAUCACCAGCUGUACCAUCUCCUCCAAAUGUAUUUCUAUAUUUGCAACAAGACUCUGAUGGAGAAGAGGUAGAAGAGGUAGAAGAGGUAGAAGAGGGGGAGGAGGAAGAGGGGGAGGAGGAAGAGGAUACAUCCAAGUGGUUAAUUGACCAUGGCGAUAAAGACUUCACCUCGGUAUCACGUCCACAUACACCCGAAGAGCAUCCCAGUGGUCCUUCUUCCAUAUCGAGUAGUCUCCACAGCGAUGAUUUCUCGGCGCCAGAAGCCGAUGUCGAUACAGACAGGAGUACAUCCCCAGAAAGAAGUGUUCGUGGCCGAGAAAACUUGCGAGUUACCACACAUUCGAAAGAUGCAUCAAUCAAGUUAGCAUCUCAAAUGGCAGCCGCUAAUCAACGACAAAAUUAUUACGGAGCAGCCCCAUCAUUCGGACCGCCAAAAACACAUCAUCGCACAGAUAGUAAUCCACUCUCUCCAUCCGAUCUUGAAACACCCCGCAAUCAACAUCCCCCCAAACAUGUACUCCCUUCUCAGAUUGAUCCUAACGUUACAGGCUACGAACUUCUCGCCUCUCGCUUAUCGUCAUCUUCCCGUUCCGGUUCCGAUACGGUAGUCGAAGAUCGUAUCAAACCCAUGUAUCGAAAAUUUGAAGCUUUGAAUCAUCGUCUUCUCCUUCAUCUUCAAGAUGAAGUAAGCGAACUCGAAGAACAAUUACAGAGAUUAGAUAAGGCCGAUACGGAAUCCAGAAGAUUACGACAUACUGGUAAUGGUAAUGUAGGAAUAGAUGUAGUCCCUGCAUCGAGAAGAGCGAGUGAACAAAUGGGUGGUGAUUUACAGUGGCAUAAAACGGAUGUAUUGGGGAGGAUUGGUUAUAAACUGGCUCAAUACAAUCAAACUUUAACCUCCUUUCACUCUCUUCAAUCUCUCCCUUCCGCCUCCCAACCAGAUAUUACCCAUUAUCGAGAAUACCUUCAAAACGCGCGUCCUAUAACCGAAGUAGAAACAAGAUUUCUAGAUCCAAAAGUUGAGGAUGAUUUAGUUUCUGUCGCUUCAAGUUCUUCGCGUUCCAGGAGUCAAGGUCGACAUCAAAUUGGUGAUCAACUUAUCCGUCAUAGACGUUCAGUGCCAUCAUCUUCAAUAUCAGAUAGCAGUGACGAAGACCAUCCGAUUGAAAUAACACCCACAAGUACUACAAUCGACUCACCCCUCCAUUCACUUCGUCCAACGGAGAGACAUCUUGCGGUGGGCGGCAAUACCCACACGGAAGAUUUCCCAACCCUGGCAUUUGCAAUCGCCAUCUCAAUCCUACUCCCAAUCUUAACAUUCGCCACGAUCCCAACUUUUCUAGGUAGAAUGACGGUGGUUUGCUUGGUAGGCUCGGGGAUUGUGGGUGCCCUGGUGCAAAGUGGUUUUAUGGAUCUUGGUUAUUUCGUUCGAGAUGCAACGCAAUUACGAGACGAGGAGUUUAGUAGGGGAAAGAAAGAAAGGAAGGAACGAAGAGAAGUUGGAGGAACGACAAUAAAGUCUUGGGAUGAAGGAGUUGAGUUGGUUUACGUCACAGUUCUUUCUGUUCUUCAAGUUUGUUUCGAAUAG